AUGCUGGAGGCUAUAUUUGCAUAUUCAUUGGGCUGCUAGAAGGAGUAUUUUUGGGGACAGAAAUAUCUACAAAUGCAAACAUGGAAUCAUUUAGCAUUGGGAUUCCUUCAAUUUAAAUGGUAGCUCUUAGUCAGACCUAGAUUAAUUGGAAAAAGAAAUCAUUAUUUUUUGCAUUUUCCAGGAUACUACUUCUAUUUAUGCAGUAUUACUAAGCUUGAAAAAUUAAAGUGGCUUUCAAUACUAGAUAACCUUCCUUUCUUUGUGGUUAUUUAUGACAAAAUUUAGUAAAAGAUUACGUACUAUAAUUCUGAAAUAAGAAGGACUUUCAAUGUAACAAUGAGAGUUAGGGAGGCGUUUGAUUCCUUGUUUGUCUAAAACAUAAUAAUUAAGGGAAAGAGAGAAGUCAAAAAGGCAUAAUGCGAAAAACUCUAGUUCCCUUCUUUUAAAAAUCUUGUAGUUGAUAUGGUAUCUCAGAAUAGUAAACCAGAUGUGAGUCUUCUUUAGAACUAAGAUCUAAAGUUUAAAGAAGAGCAAAUAAAUAUUAGAACCGAAGUUGAAGAAGUGAUGAGUGUUUUUAAAUAGCAAGCCUAGAUUAAAGAUGUAGAUUUAAGCUACAAAGUUAAGGAUUCUGUCCAUUAAUAUAUCAUUUCUGAUAGAAAUAGAUUAAGGCAAAUAAUGUUUAUUCUUAUUUACAACGCUAUUAAAUACACAACCCAAGGAUUCGUGCACAUGAAAAUAUAUGCAACAAAGACUAUUGAGGAGAGCUAGGAAGAUUUAGAAAAAAAAUCAUAUUUAAUAAUUGAAAUCUAGGAUUCUGGAUGUGGAAUGAAAUUAGAUCUAACAGAUAAAAUAUUCAAAUUUCUCCACAAUAUAAAACAAAAGUAAAAAGUAAAUUAGCACGGAAUGGGACUUGGCUUGACAAUUUGUGGGAAAAUAGUCAAGGCUUGGGGAGGAUCAAUUCAAUGUAGUUCAGUAUUUGGAGAAGGGACAAAGUUUGAGAUUAAAAUACCUAUCAAAUAAGUCUAAAAGAAUCAUCUUUCAUCAAUGAGGCUUUUGCAAUUAAUGCUUUAUCGCAUAUUACUUGUUGAUGAUGAUGCUUUCAAUCUAUACUCACUUGAAUAGCUCAUUAUUAGCAGAGGCAACUUCGAGUGUGAUAAGGUGAUGAAUGGAUAAGAUGCAAUAAAAAGAAUUAAAGAAGCAAAAUAGAAUAAUGAGGAACCCUAUAGAUUCAUAUUCAUGGAUCUAAAUAUGCCUGUGAUAGACGGUAUGCAAACUACUACUAUUCUAAGAUAACUUGAUGAAACUUAAGAAGUUGAUUUAUCUAGAACUAAAAUAUAUAUGCAUUCAGCCAUAUAGCAUACUGUUCAAGAUGAUAAAGGCAUCUUUGAUGGAAUACUUGGAAAACCUAUUCACUUUAAAGAGCUUGACAAAAUACUAAAUUCUAUAUCUAAUCAAGAUUAGAACUUUUUUUGA
Molecule: messenger RNA, 1473 nt
Organism: Stylonychia lemnae
Lineage: Eukaryota; Ciliophora; Spirotrichea; Sporadotrichida; Oxytrichidae
Source: the annotation of a GenBank genome assembly